AUGGGCGAGGCGAGCCGGGUGUGCUCGGGCUACUACAGCCUCAACCACAGCUUCGUGGAGUCCUUCCAGUGUCCCCGGCACGGCGAGGCGGCCACCCUCCUCUACUGCUGCGGCUUCGCAGACCUCAAGUACUGCUGCAGCGAGCCGGGCAGCUACUUUCCCUACAAGCACAGCUACAUGUGGAGCCUCAGCAUUGGUGCCCUGACUGGAUUGGGAAUUGCUGCCCUUGUUUUACUGGCCUUUGUCAUCAGCGUCUGUGUCCUUUGUUAUUUAUUUCUGUAUACAAAGCCUCAACCAUUAGACACUGGCCUGAAACUUCAACACCUAGAGGCUUCGUCUACUCAAGAAGGGAGCUCAAAUAGGAAAAUCAAAGCCCCCAAUUCAAACGCAACAUCAAAUUCAGUAAAUGAAACCACCUAUGAAGCUGAUGAUAUAAUUCAAGAAAAAACAAUGGAUACAACACAAAUUAACACAGUAUAUUAAAAAUCUGGUGUUGUAAAAGCUCCCUGGAGAGAUGGAAAAACAAAAAUAAAGAUUGCAUUUCAAAUACAGUUCAUAAUAAUAAUUUUCAAAAUUUUGCCACUCACAAAGCAAAACAUAGCUGCAUUUUUGAUCAUUCAAUCCUUUUAUUAAACACACAGUAAAGUUUUGAUAGAUUUUCAUGUGCGUAAGUUUACUUUUAUUUGCUAAUUAAAAUGUUUGCAUAUUACACAAAAUUAUGCUAAUACUUCAGGCAAAAUUAAAGAAUUUAUCAAUAACACAGACAAGCAAACCUAUCUCACUGAGGUAUAAUGAAAAAUGUAUUUCACUUUACCAGAAUUUCACAUUUUUUUGUACUUAGAGGCAGUUAUUUUUAUAAGAAAUCAGAAAUCAGCAGCAAAAAGAAAGUAAAGGAACCCACAAAUACAUGGAGCUUAAACAACACACUACUAAAAGAUGACUGGGUCAAAGGAUACAUAAAAGGUGAGAUUGAAAUAUGUGUAAAGACAAAUGAGAAUAACAAUACAACAUGUCAAAACUUCUGGGAUACAGCAAAAGCAGUAACAAGAGGGAAGUUUAUAUCAUUAUAGGCCUAUCUCAAGAAAUAAGCAAAAAUCCCAAGCAAACAACCU
Molecule: messenger RNA, 1112 nt
Organism: Phyllostomus hastatus (greater spear-nosed bat)
Lineage: Eukaryota; Metazoa; Chordata; Mammalia; Chiroptera; Phyllostomidae
Gene: SHISAL2B
Product: shisa like 2B
Exons: 3
Coding region: 1-483 (160 amino acids)
Source: RefSeq, a predicted model, not a curated record